AUGAAGAAGCCCACCGUUAUGCGGGCUUUAAAGAAAGCUACCCAGCAGGCGAAGCCGGCUGGAAACAAUGGCUACCUCCUUAAACAGCUAAAACCGCAGAACCUAAUCCUCUACGCCGACAAAAGUGUCGUGGCGAUCAAUAAACCCAGGGGGCUUGUCUGUCAGCCUUCAAGACCUAUCACGUCGCCUCCUGUCGAGGAAAAUGACGAAGAUUUAAUGAGUGUUGCGCUUCGGGGCAUUAGAGAAGCUUUGUUUAUGGAAGAAGAUCUGCGCGUAGUUCACCGCCUGGACAAACAAACCAGUGGAGUCCUUUUGCUAGCGCGCACACACGCUGCGGCUCGGGAUAUCGCUCGCCAGAUGCAAGACAGGUCAAUGCAGAAGACGUAUCUAGCCCUGGUUUGCGGCGAAGCAGCCGAUUUUCCUUCGACGAGCGGUACUAUGGACACCCAAUUGAUUUGCGAGAACGGCCGUAUACGCGUCGCAGACGGUCCAUAUCACCAACCAAGCCAGGUAUCAUCCUCAAAUCUUCCGGGUGAGAACUGGGUAAAACAGGCCAUCACUGAGUAUCGCGUCCUUGCAUCCUCGCCGACAGCUCCAAUAUCACUCCUUGAGCUGAAUCUCGUGACUGGCCUCAAGCACCAGAUACGAGCCCAACUGGCUCAACAACUCGGCACACCGAUCCUCGGAGAUAUUUAUGGGCCAAGCGAGCAGACACAGGAGAUUGCUCGUAUGCUUGACCUCCGUAGGAUAGCCACUCUAUGCCUGCAUUCGUCGCGUUUGACAUAUACGCGGUAUGCGCGGACAGGCCCUCUAAAGAAAUUCCGUCUCGGUCUGGGAGUACCGAUCCCAUCGGGAUUCGAUGCCGUAUGCAAGGCCGCCCGAAUCGAGCUCGACAUCGACCAGCGCUCGGGCGGCGUAUGGCUCGACAACAGCAAAGUACGUGGCGUGGGCUCGGAAGACUACCAGCACCAGCGUGGCAUCAACGAGAAGGGCGACAUCGACGACGCAGUGACUGAGAUAGGCGGAGUGUGGUACGGCGACCGGGACCAGUGAUCGUAAUCCGGGUCCUCUCUCGGCGGCCCC
Messenger RNA from Trametes versicolor FP-101664 SS1, 1083 nucleotides. RefSeq lists its product as uncharacterized. The record is from RefSeq and is a predicted model, not a curated record. The transcript has 7 exons. Gene Ontology annotation, biological process: pseudouridine synthesis. The coding region runs from base 1 to 1053 and encodes 350 amino acids. Lineage: Eukaryota; Fungi; Basidiomycota; Agaricomycetes; Polyporales; Polyporaceae. Gene Ontology annotation, molecular function: pseudouridine synthase activity; RNA binding.